AUGGAGCGGGCUCCAAACCUGCUUCUCCUCUGCAUCUUCACCUUUGCCAUGGUCCUGGUCCCCGAAGCGAAGGACCAAAGCAAGGCAGCAAAGGGCAGGAGAAGGGGCCUGGCACGGCUCCCCACGGCCACACCUGCCCUCGCCUGGGCCCCAGAUGACCCUUACACUACCAUGGCAGACUACGAGCGCAGCAUCCAGGACAUGGUGCGCCAGCUGAGGAACAGCUCUGAGCCGAGUGACAACAAGUGCCAGGUCAACCUGAGGCUCUGGAGAUCCAACAGGAGGAGCAUGUCCCCCUGGGCCUACAGUAUAAACCACGAUGCAACACGGAUCCCAGCAGACAUCCCUGAGGCUCGAUGUCUCUGCACUGGCUGCAUCAAUCCCUUCACGAUGCAGGAGGACCGCACUAUGGUCAGCAUUCCCAUCUACAGCCGGCUGCCUGUCCGUCGGCUGCUCUGCCAGGUGCCUGGCGAAGUGAAGAAGAAGUGUCAGAAGAAGUACCAGAUGGUCAUGGAGACCAUUGCUGUAGGCUGCACCUGCAUCUUCUGA
Molecule: messenger RNA, 549 nt
Organism: Apaloderma vittatum (bar-tailed trogon)
Lineage: Eukaryota; Metazoa; Chordata; Aves; Trogoniformes; Trogonidae
Gene: IL17B
Product: interleukin 17B
Exons: 3
Coding region: 1-549 (182 amino acids)
Biological process (GO): inflammatory response
Cellular component (GO): extracellular region
Molecular function (GO): cytokine activity
Source: RefSeq, a predicted model, not a curated record